UUGUGCACUAGUCGGCAAUGCGCUCCGCUGAUCGAAUCUUUAACCCGUCACGUGGUCCAAGUCGCGCGGAUAUCACACCAUGGACGUUUCAAGGAUGAUUUACGCGAUUCAUACAAUCUAACAAUAAUCACAUUUGGAGGUCAUAUUCUAAAAACAAAAAAAUGUUUUGGAUCUCAGUUGUUCUUUUGUUCGCAUUAAACGGGUGUUAUGGAUAUCAGCCAAAAUUCACCGAACCCAUUGGCAACAUCACCGUGCCGGUCGGCCGAGAAGCUAUGUUUACGUGUUACGUUCACAGCUUAGGUGGUUAUAGGGUUGGCUGGGUGAAAGCCGAUACAAAAGCCAUUCAAGCUAUACACGACCACGUGAUUACACACAAUGCUAGAGUAUCCGUUUCUCAUACAGAUGAUUCAACGUGGAAUUUACAUAUAAAAAAUGUACAAGAAGAAGAUCGUGGUCAAUAUAUGUGUCAAAUAAAUACUGAUCCGAUGAUAAGUCAAAUGGGAUAUUUGGAUGUAGUGAUACCUCCCGAUAUUAUUUAUGAAGACACUUCAGGAGAUGUAAUGGUACCUGAAGGAGGAACUGUGAAGUUAACAUGCAGAGCCAAAGGCUACCCGAAACCACACGUCUUGUGGAGAAGAGAAGACGGACGAGAAAUAGUUAUCAAAGACGCAAGUAGCACUAAAACUAAAGUUCAUCCAGUAAUUUCUUCGCCUAGUCAAUUGGUCGGCGCUCCAAAAGGCACCGAAGUCAAGUUAGAAUGUAAUGUCGAAGCAUUCCCAAAAUCYAUAAAUUACUGGGUUCGAGAAAGUGAGAUCCGAGGUUUGGACGAGAAUGAAGAGGACGAUAUCGGUGAUCUGUCAGACCUCUAUUCGGAAUCAUACACGGAGACCCACCAUGUCUAUGGUGCUGGUGGUGGUGGUGGAAGCGGUGGAAUUGGCGGAAAUGGAGUAGGUGACUACAGGAACCGGACAAAGCACAGACACCACAUGGAUGCGUAUCCACCCACACCCAGCCCAAGUGCAUCCACCCGAUUUGUUCCACCGUUCUAUCGGACUUUUGAGUACCUCUGACACGUGGUUCUCGCCUGGUAAGCGCGUGAUGAGCGACUACCAGACGAGCGUGGUGCACGUGGUUCUUCCUAACCAGCGUYCAUCGACACUGAUACGAAUAAGCCGCAAGUACACUUUACAAUUGCGUUGGUGUCACCGAUCAGGAUCAACGAGAUCGCGAUAAUAAUAAAAUAUAUAAUAUUAUAAUAAAUAAUAAAACUUUAAAAAUUAUUAUUAUUUUUAGACCCACAUUUUGCAUCUGUCAGAUUCGCGUUAAAUCUUCCGCCUUACUACCUUGUACCUAUUUUAUACCGACUUUCCUACUAGAUUUCCUACCGAUUUUCCAUUAACGAAACUUAGACCWCUACCAGCAGAAAUGUGGCACUGUGCAAGACUAGACUGUUUAAAAAUUUAAGCUCUCAAUUUCGAGAAAACAAAACCGUGAAAUCUUGCAAUAUUUUGAUUCUAAAUAAAUUUGUAUACGAAGUGUGCUUAAAAUAUAUCAAGACAAAACCUAGAUUUACCUAGUUAUAUAAGAUGUAUGCUACUGUCGGCUAAUUAUUUAUAUCGAAAUAAUUAAGACAUGAUUGUGUGUGUGAGUUUAUAAAUAAUUAAAAUCAAUUUCUCAAACCGGCCCUUAGACGUAUUGCACAAAACGCGAUUUUCAGAACAAAUUAUACAACAAUAUAAUAAUUAAACGAUACAC
Diuraphis noxia (Russian wheat aphid) is the source of this 1755-nucleotide messenger RNA. RefSeq names its product lachesin-like. NCBI's taxonomy places the organism in Eukaryota, Metazoa, Arthropoda, Insecta, Hemiptera, Aphididae. Gene Ontology annotation, cellular component: neuron projection. The record is from RefSeq and is a predicted model, not a curated record.